Molecule: messenger RNA, 1390 nt
Organism: Saccostrea echinata
Lineage: Eukaryota; Metazoa; Mollusca; Bivalvia; Ostreida; Ostreidae
Product: prostaglandin E2 receptor EP4 subtype-like
Exons: 2
Coding region: 1-1026 (341 amino acids)
Biological process (GO): positive regulation of cytosolic calcium ion concentration; inflammatory response; adenylate cyclase-activating G protein-coupled receptor signaling pathway
Cellular component (GO): plasma membrane
Molecular function (GO): G protein-coupled receptor activity
Source: RefSeq, a predicted model, not a curated record
AUGGCCACCAAAGAUGCAUUGACCGAUAAUAUAUCAACAGAGGGCGAUGCGGAAUCUCUAGUUAUUAACGCUGUUCCAGCUUAUCUUCUUUUUGCAUUCGGUGUUGGUGGAAAUAUUAUUGCCCUGGUGGUAUUACUAGUGACUGCCAAAACUCAUAACUGGCGGCCAUUUUAUAGGUACGUCUGUGGACUUGCGAUCACGGAUGGAGGUGGACUACUUAUAUCGGUUCCCGUAUCUCUCUCUAUGUACGCCUCAGAAUUACAGAGAGAAUUAUCUCCAGUUUUGUGUAACUUUCAGAUGUUUUGGUAUAUGUUUACUCUGAUGUCGUCUGCCAUGAUCGUUUGCGGCAUGUCUUUUGAUAGAUUUUUCGCCAUAUUUUAUCCUUUUUACUACAACAAACCCCAUAAAGAAAUUCGUACGAACAUAGUAGUAUUAGUCAUCUGGGUACUUUCGGCACUCAUCAGCAGUUUACCAUUUUUUGGACUUGGUUCCAGUCGUAAGUUUUACCCCGGUACAUGGUGUUUUCUAAAUUUCAUUGAAACGACCACAGAGGUCAACAGAAUAAACUCCAUCAUUUAUGCAUCCAUUGGAGUAGUCAUUGUUCUUGCAACAUGGAUCUUCAAUAUCGCAGUAAUUGUCUAUUUUGUGUACAAGAGAUAUAAAAGAGAGUCCACGUGGAGCGGAUGGAAGGAUGCGCAUGUCAUAAUUUUUCUGAUGACAGUGGUCGUACUCUUUACUUCCUGUUGGUUCCCGUUAAUGGUAAAUAUUCUCGGACAUGCCACGUUUGCACUUCUGGAAACAGCUGGAAAAUCUGAGCUUCUAUUCACGAGACUGAGCAUCACUAACUCGGUUGUGGACCCGUGGCUGUACAUCAUCUUCAGGAGGGAGAUCUAUUCCGCCCUUCUAUCAGGCGUCAAACGUUUAUGUCCUACCGAAAAAGAAUCUCAAACGGACUCCGCUCCAAAUCAGCCACAGUCUCUGAGCACUGGAAAUAAAACAGAGAAUGUCUCCAUUGAAACCAAUUAAUGGUGUAGUGCAUUCAGUAUCGUCAGUUUUACAACAAUAUUUGUACGUGUACAUUUAAUUGUAUUAGAAUUUUGCUUACACUUAAGAUAUAUUGGAAGAUUAAUUGACACCAUUGUAAAAAAUAAUAAACACGUUGGGGGUAAGAUACGAUGAAUAGGCGGAUAAGAAUAUUUCAUGUAAAUAUUGCCUCUCGAAUUCCAUAACAUAAAUAUUCAUGUAAAAUAAACUUCACCAAAGAAAAUGUAAGUUUUCCCUUUUUUUUAGUAUUGUAGAUCACAAUUUCUUCAUUUUCCAUAUUUGUAUUAUAAGUGUUUUUAAUUGUUGUUUAUUGUGAAAAUUGUGGAAUGCAUACUUCAUUUAUUUC